AUGGCCACUGAUGGCGACGCCUCCGGGGCUCCCGGAAGCCAAGCGGAACAGUCCAUGGUAGAGCCCAUGAUCGUCAGGGUCAUAGAAUUGGCAGGUCAUCACAAGCAGGACAACAAGGAAUUACUGGUUUAUUUUGCGGAUGGUCUCAAGGAGAUUGCUUUGACGGUGAUGAGUGCGGAUGGGGAGAAGCCUGGGAAUCCAAUGCUGAGCCUGGCAAGACAAUAUUAUCAGCAGGCUACUACACUUGGGGGCAUCUUGAAUUGCGAUCGGUAUUUCAGCGACCUUCCGCAAAGUCAUAAUCUGUCCUCUCAUACCAAUUGCAAAGCCCAGUGCAAGACGACAAUCGAGCAAAGGUGGAUCUUGCUUUGGAGCGAGGCCUUGCAUAACUGCCCAGGCCCGGACUUAUUUGAACCGCACUUGAGUCCGCUAUUCAGCAGCUUUGACUUCGGACUAGACAAGAUGCCGCGAUAUCUGUUUCGGACCUAUGAUCGGAAAAGCUUCGGACGCAGCGACGAGGACGUGAUGGUAUCGCCGGCGAGUAAAGAUGGACUGCUCAACAGCAAACUCGAUAUCUUCAGUCUCAAUAAAGACCUUGCGAUGUCCAUCGUUGACAGGCAUAUGAACCCCUGGUUCGUGAAAGACUACUGGAGACAGCCGCCGGAUAAUUUUAUGUCCUGGACUUCGUCUCUGCUAUAUGCCGUUCAGUACGCCCUGUACCGGCGCUAUCACCACGGCUGCACCUCAGAGGAGAUCAAGAUCUGUGUCGUUGAUACGACUGCGUUCCAAAAGGGUCAGUUUAUCCACGCGAAGCGGCUGCUGAAGGCAUAUUAUGAUCGGGUGAAACGGGUUGAUAUGCGGCAAAGCUUUAGCACUCGCCUUCUUGUUUACAUUUACCAAAAUGGAGAGUUCCUAUCGCAAGGCGCGCUUUCUCAUCGAGGGAAAUCCUGUGUGAUGUCCCUGGCAGGGUUGGAAAAGUCGGGCUUGUAUUCACUGUAUCCGGAGCUGGCGAUUCUAGAAGGCCAGUCCAAAUGGGCUGUUACAACAGCACACCUUCGCAAGCUAUGGACGGAGCAACAUGUUUCGACCUACGAAGAGCUCGAGACAGCGCUUCUGUUGGCAAGGGCGUGUUUUGUGGGCUUUGAUGUCUUGGAUCUAGCCAUUAUGAUCUUGUCUUUCAGGAGGCGCAAAUUUAAGCAUGCCACAUAUGCAAGGAGUGAGAAGUCUUCUCAAGGGUCUGAGAGAGACAUACCUGAUUGGGGGCGUAAGCCACAGGAGGUUCGGCAAUACCUGGCUGCCUUGGACGUACUCGAGCCAAUGCCACAGGAGUCCAAGGAGUCAACAGUGAAAACAUGCCGAGAAACGGACAGACCUACCCUACAGGUACUCCUAAAAUGUUUCUUAGUUACGUCUUAA
Molecule: messenger RNA, 1413 nt
Organism: Aspergillus versicolor CBS 583.65
Lineage: Eukaryota; Fungi; Ascomycota; Eurotiomycetes; Eurotiales; Aspergillaceae
Exons: 2
Coding region: 1-1413 (470 amino acids)
Source: RefSeq, a predicted model, not a curated record